AUGCUCUCAAACUUUCUUUCGGGCUUCAUUGCCACCCUCGUGGCUGGCUCUGUCAACAAAGGAGCUACCGCGGCUUCCUGCAGCUCUAAUUUGAUAAUCGAUAAUUUCUCCCAAUGGUCAGCCAAUAACCUCAAUAAUCUUGGUCAAUAUACUAGUGGUAUGGAUGGAUACUCUGCAUCUCGUAGUACACCGAUACUAACAUCACUAGACGAUGGGACCAUGGAUUCAAUAUCUGCUGCCUCUGGCUCCCUGACGUUUACACCCAACGAGAACUCCUACUUCUACGAGGGUCUAACUUGUCAACCGGCAACUACCAAUGGAUUUGGGGCAAUUUCGUUCGACAUCCAGGGCCCAGCUGGAGGAUCAGUUUUUCUUGAGAUUCAGACUGCAGAGUCAUGCUCAGUGUCAGCAUAUACCAGCUACUACUACUCAGUCACCGGCCUCACCGGAACUAGCCAGACUAUUUCUGUGCCUCUCAAUUCAUUCGCUGGCGCAAAUCUAAACGCCAUCACCGGAUUCGUGUGGUUUGGGUUUUCAGAAACCAACGUCACCUGGCAAAUGAGUGAUAUCGAACUCGCCUGCGGUGCGACUUCGCCAAUCACGACCAGCGCGACUUCACCCAUCUCCUCGACUUCCACUGGCCCCUCCGCAACUACGAAGAAUGCCGCCAUUACGACUACUUCAGCCACUCGCACCAGUUUGCCGUCAUCCUCAACCUGCAGCGAUUUACUUGUCGAUGAUUGGGAGUCGCAGUCUCGCCUGACAUUCCUGUAUUACAAUGCCAUGCUGGAGCCAUCAAGCGAUGAUGGAACAAUGUCUUCAAUCGUAGUCAGCCAAGAUAACCACGUCACGUUGACACCAAAGAACACCGACUCGUACUUCUACAGUAUGACGACUUGCGUCAAUGCUGAGAACAUUUACGGCGGUAUCUCGCUGCCCAUCAACGCCCCUGCAGGCACAACUUUUGGCAUCCAGCUGAGCUCUCCAACCAACUGUGGUGAUGCUGAGGACACUGCCAACAUUUACCAGACGACUACCGAGCUCGGUUGGACAUUCGAUGGCACGGAGCAGCUAUACAAUAUCCCGUUCGCCAAGUUCUCAGGUCUUGAUGUGACCAAAGUACAUACUAUAUUCUUCUCGGCUUUCAGCAACACUGUUACUUUUGGCCCAAUGGCUUUCUACUGCGGCAACGUCCCCUCUGAAUAUACCGUUCCAGCCACGACUGCCCCAGCCGGGCCUACUUCCACCGUGCCCGCUCCCUCAGGAACUGCGACCACUCUUGUUGUUGACGACUUCUCAUCUGAUGGUGCCAAUGCGUUGGGAUUCUGGCAUGGUGCAGAUGAAGGCAUGUCGCUUACUUGGGGAAACAAACAGCUGACGUUGAAGUCGGAUGAUGCAGAUUACGCAUUCUACACCCAAGUCUCGGGAAGUUGCAGCGAUCUCACCAGCUAUAGCGGCUCGUAUUUGCACAUUGCUUACAGCGGGAGCAACAAGUUCACGGUUGCACUUCAGCAGCACAACGCCCAAUGCGAUGAUGCUGUCGCUCCCUACCCAGAAACCUGGGACUCUAUUGAAGCAGCGCGCUACUCAUCAGUCAGCGACAUUUACAUCCCCAUGUCGCAUUUCAACAUCAACCAAACUAGGGUUGUUGGCAUUGCCUUGAAAGGCUUCUACACAACCGACUCGACAGUCUUAUCCAAAGUUGAGAUCGUAUCGUCUAUCCCAUCAGGAUUCACAAUCCCGUCGAAACUUCCUAGCGGAAACCUGGUAUUUGCCUGCAAGCGGCCCAACUCCUUUGCUUUUGCCAUCGACGACGGAGACCCGACCCUGGCUCAGCAAGUCAUGCAGAUCGUGAAGGAAGAGGACAUCAAAGUGACGUUCUUCACUGUCGGCGCACCGCUUGAGGACAGUAGCACGAACCUGACCAACGUCUACAACGAGAUGAUGUCAGCCGGCCACCAGAUCGCCCUUCACUCCUUCACUCACCCCAAGAUGGAGGGCCUGCCUUCCUACGAGGCCAUUGAUUGGGAGUACAACAACGAUAUCGCUGCUGUCUCCAAGUCAUUCAACGGUUUACACACUCCGUACUUCCGGCCUCCCUUCGGCACGGAGGGCUCGCGUAUGAGGCAGCGUCUAGCUGUGACUCUCGACACCGACUCUCCGUACAUUGUGAACUGGAGUGUCGAUGUCGAAGACUGGUUAUGGGCGCAAUCUGAUACUCCCGAAAAGCAGCUUGACGCCUUCAAACGUGAUAUAGGAAAGGGAGGCAACCUGGUUGUAAUGCAUUACUUGUACCCGAGCACCGUUGGGUACUUGAAGCAAUUUAUUCAGCUUGCCAAGGCUACCGGCAAGCAGCUCAUGCGGGUCGAUCAAUGUAUGGAGGACCCGAAUGCACCUGCCUUGUAG
Molecule: messenger RNA, 2406 nt
Organism: Neoarthrinium moseri
Lineage: Eukaryota; Fungi; Ascomycota; Sordariomycetes; Amphisphaeriales; Apiosporaceae
Exons: 1
Coding region: 1-2406 (801 amino acids)
Biological process (GO): carbohydrate metabolic process
Molecular function (GO): hydrolase activity, acting on carbon-nitrogen (but not peptide) bonds
Source: RefSeq, a predicted model, not a curated record